GCAGUCAGCACCUCACGGCUACAGUCGCUCGGACGCGUCUUUCCCUCUUCUUGCUUUCUCGCAGCGAGAACAUCUUACGACAAACAGAAGCAAAAGUACUCGUCGCCGUGUGACUUGACAGCUCAACAGACGCGAGGAUGGGAGGCCAGGAGCACGAGGACGAGUACAAGUGCAGCUUGAGCUCGCAGGCGAGGGCCGUGGCCAAGCUUGAGUUGCGGGAGGACGAGCGCACGCGGGAGCAAAGUCUCGAGCGGUUUCGCGAGUGGAUCGCCAAGCACCCGAGCAUCAAGCGCUGCCGCACCGACUCGGUAUUUCUCCUGCGCUUCCUGCGGACGAAAAAGUUCAGCCUACCCCUGGCCCAGGACAUGCUCGAGCGCUACUUGAGCAUCAGGCAACUGUACCCCGACUGGUUUCGCAACCUCGACAUCGACGACCCGGAGAUCGAGGCCAUCCUCGACGCCGGAUACUUGGUGCCGCUCAUCAAGCGCGACUCCCAUGGCAGGAAGGUCAUACUGUCCUGUGCUGGUCGGUUCGACCCGUACAAGUACACGUCAGCGCAGAUGGUGAGGGUGCACUCGUUGGUGGUCGAGGCGCUGAUGGACGACGAGGAGAGCCAAGUGCACGGUUAUACGCACCUGAACGACGAGUCCGGUCUGACGAUGGGCCACUUGAGCUCUUGGUCGUUGACCGACAUUCGCAACAUGCUCGCCUGCAUACAAAACUCGACGCCUAUGAGACACAAGUCGACGCACCUAUUGAACGUACCUGCUGGCUGUGCCAAGAUCAUCGAGAUCGCCCUUACCUUUCUCAACGAGAAGCUGCGCUCGCGCGUCGUGCUUCACAAGUCCCUGAGUGACCUGCAGCAAACGGUGGACCCGAAAAUCUUGCCCAAAGAGUACGGCGGUGAUAUCCCUCUGGCGGAAAUGAUUGCCGAAUUCAAGAAAAUACUUCGAGCUAAGAGGGAAGAAAUCAAGGCUCUGGACGACAUGUACAUAGAAAUCGCGCCAAAGGAUACCUGUUCAGCAUCCGAGGGCCUUGGCGGGCUCUCUGGUAGCUUUCGCAAGCUCGAAGUCGAUUAAAUCCACAAUUAUCUUCUAUAGUUUAUAUUUAUGCAGCGUUGCGCGUUCAUGAGUUUUUAUACUUACAAUAAUUUACUUUACUUCGUGUUAUUUGGCGUUUUAAUUUUAAUUUAAAUUCUAAAACGCCGUGCGUAUAUUUUGGGCUUGGUUUGUUCAGAUACACGGUUAAAAAAAUAUAAAAUUCCUGAUUGUUAUGUACAUUUAAAUAUUUUUGUAAUAUACAAGGUUAUUUGGUACGUGUGUCUGCAUUUUUCUCUCGUGAAUACAGAAACAAGUUGAUAACUGUACAGUCAAUGUAAUUAUUAGUCUCUUUAAGUUGUUGUUUUUUUCUUCUUUUUUUUUUAAAGAAACCAUUGGUGGUAUAAGUUACCCACAGACAUAAAUGUUUGAUAAAUCGCAAAGGUUCACGAUGCUGUGAUAUCGCGAGCUAUCAUAAUUAACAUGACAAUUUUCGUUAGAUCAUUAUUGCUGUAGUUGUAAUUUAAGUGCGUUGAUUUUUAUUGCGUAACAAUCGA
Molecule: messenger RNA, 1594 nt
Organism: Copidosoma floridanum
Lineage: Eukaryota; Metazoa; Arthropoda; Insecta; Hymenoptera; Encyrtidae
Product: clavesin-1
Cellular component (GO): membrane
Molecular function (GO): phosphatidylinositol bisphosphate binding
Source: RefSeq, a predicted model, not a curated record